GACUACGGCCUGACUCGUCCUCAAGGGGGCAGUGCCCAGCGAGCGGGCGAUUUCCCGGACCCGCCCCCCACGGUUCUCGAAAGCUAAAGCGUGGCAGGGGCUGGGCCGGGGAAGCGGAGGAGGCGGGUCUCCAUAGAAACCUCCACCUGUUUCCGGCCAGGCUGCGAGAGAUUAGGGGCUGCUGCGGGGGCCAAUCUCAGCCAGCUCGCCUUUUCCCGGCGGCCUCUGCGGGAGCGGUGGGUGUUGUACACAAUCAUCAUGGCGGCGGCCGGAGCCCCGGAUGGCAUGGAGGAGCCUGGCAUGGAUACCGAGGCCGAGACCGUGGCGCCCGAGGCGCCCGCACGGCCCCUCAACUGCGUAGAGGCCGAAGCCGCGGCGGGGGCGGCGGCCGAGGACUCUUGCGCUGCUCCAGGCAGCCUGCAGCCGGCCCCGGCCCAGCCCCCUGGGGACUCUGCGGCCCAGGCGUCGGUCAGCAACGGCGAGGACGCGGGCGGCGGCGCGGGCAGGGAGCUGGUGGACCUGAAGAUCAUCUGGAACAAGACUAAACACGACGUGAAGUUCCCCCUGGACAGCACAGGCUCCGAGCUAAAACAGAAGAUUCAUUCGAUUACAGGUCUCCCGCCUGCCAUGCAGAAAGUCAUGUAUAAGGGACUUGUCCCUGAGGAUAAGACGUUGAGAGAAAUCAAAGUGACCAGCGGGGCCAAGAUCAUGGUGGUAGGCUCCACGAUAAAUGAUGUUUUAGCAGUCAACACGCCCAAAGAUGCUGCCCAGCAGGACGCGAAAGCCGAAGAGAACAAGAAGGAGCCUCUCUGCAGGCAGAAACAACACAGGAAAGUGUUGGAUAAAGGAAAACCCGAAGAUGUGAUGCCUUCUGUUAAGGGUGCCCAGGAGCGCCUGCCAAACAUGCCCUUAUCCGGUAUGUACAACAAGUCCGGAGGGAAAGUGAGACUCACCUUUAAGCUAGAACAAGACCAGCUGUGGAUCGGCACUAAAGAGCGGACUGAGAAGUUGCCCAUGGGCUCCAUCAAGAAUGUGGUCAGCGAGCCUAUCGAAGGACACGAAGACUAUCACAUGAUGGCGUUUCAGUUGGGCCCCACGGAAGCCUCUUACUACUGGGUGUACUGGGUUCCAACUCAAUAUGUGGAUGCAAUCAAAGACACUGUGCUGGGGAAAUGGCAGUAUUUUUGAAAGCACUUUCACCUCUGGCCCAGGAGACUGACCCAAAGUGAAGGACAUUGCUGGGAGAGGCCUGCAGCAUCCCUGGAUUUCAGAGUUCUGGAACUUUGUUCAAAAAACAAAACAAAACAAAACAAAUAUCUAUAUCCAAUCUAAGGUGAUGUGGUGACUGAAGCCAGAGGUGAUGUACUUUCACCAUUAGCUUAAUUUUAACUUAAAUCACCGGUUCCCUUUCUUGCAGUCAGCUUCAUACCAUUUUUAAAGUCAACAGUGGAAAUCAAUAAAUCUGAAUUCUGAACAUGUUGUGUGGAAUACUCUUAAGUGUGUUUGAGAGUAGAUCUGCCAAUUUUGUUUAGAAAGGAGUGGUCAAAAGCUUUCUUGUUUCUUUUUCUAUUUUCUAAAAGUGAUUUCACUGGAAAUAUUUUCAUACAUCUUUUUGGUUGCAAACAUUUGGACUGCAUUAUGAUGAGUUGGGCUGUUUGUGUUUUUUCUUUUUCAUAUGAAAUUGUAUGCAAAUUGUUGGGGGGGGCGGUUAGUAAGCCAUAUUUCUCUGUCCCAUUGAUUCAGAAUGAAUUCUUCCCCUUUUUAUUUUCUCACUUCCUAGAUUGGAGUUUGUGUUUUAAAAACCCAAAGAUGUCAGUUCCUCUUUGGUACCUCAUCACCGCUUCCUUCCCCGGCCUCCGUCCCGCCGCGCUGCUGCUGCUGCUGCUGCUGCUGCUCUCGUGAACGCGCAGUGGGAGCAGAAGAGCUGGGUCCGGUCGGGGGCGCUCACAGCCGGCUGUGGUGUUUGUUGAGUCGAGGCGUGUGUUGCGGUGACCCCGGUCUAAACAUCUUGCCCUCUGGGCCCCCGAUCCCUGGGGAGUUCCGCCUCUGCUUUGCACCGCUGUCCCCCGGGGCCCGGGUGCUCCAGAGCCACAGCUCCCAGGCCGACAGGCCUCUGCGAGGAGCCAGGUGGAAGCUGGUUCUACAGCCGCAGAGGCCCAGAUCCAGAUCCUUCUUUCUUUAGGCGUUUCGAGACCUUCUCAAGCAGUCCAGUGUUUCUGGCGAUGCUGCUUCUCCAUUUGGUCCUUCUGCUCAUGCAUUACGUUCAAGUGUCCUUCAUCCCGGGUUCAGCAAUGCUGCCUUUCUCUAGAAGACCACCUCUGACCCAGUGGGUUGGCCGAUGUAUUGAAACAUCCACAAUGGGAUAAAUGGCUUUCGUGAUGAGCGCGCCCUCUCCUGGUUUGAGCCCUUCAUGUUCUUUGUGCCCGUGAGCUUCUCUUGUCUGCCGAUGGCUUGGUUGACCCUGGAACGAGGGAGAGUCUCUCUUGGUGAAUGACCCCCUCUUGUGCUGUUCGCUGUUGCUCUGCUGCUGUCUUUGCCCUUCUCCUCCGACGGGUGCAGGCCCUCAUCCUAAGGUUUGGCGAGAGCUGUUCCAAACUUGACAUUGUGGAGUCUUGGCUGUUUCCCCCCCACCCCACCCCACCCCCGCCCCAUCCUGUGAAAUGUAUUAGCAUGUGUUCGCCUAUGAUGACUAUUCCUUGUGAGCCAGUUUAUGGUGAUACUCUGUGCCCUUCCUUCCAAGCCGUAGUUCAGGAAUCCAGCCCAUCCAGGCAGGCUGUCGCUUUUCAUGGUGUGUUCCAUGCCCAAGGUGACGCAUCCUGGGCAGGAAAAUCUACUCUUGCUUUCUCGGGGGGCGUGAGUGUGUCCGGGAAGUGUCGCGUCCAGGAAACCAUCUGACUUUCAUCCCUUGUGGAAGGAGCAGGGAGUCUUAACGUUGCCGUCCUCGUUGGCCCGCGGUUCCUGGAGCAGAGGGCGCUUGCUGCGGUCCCGGAGCAAACAGAGCAUCCUCUCGGUUUGAUUCCUGUCGUCUUCUCUCGGCCAGCAGCCCUGUCCUGGAGACUUGUCCUGGCAGCGCCACGCGCCCCCUUUUUGUCCUCUCGAAGCGGGCAUCUCUGUCCCCAGGCUGGCUGCGCAGGGCUGCUCUCCGCGGUCCUUCCCGCCAGGUCUCCUCACCUGCCCCGGGUGCGCGGUGGCCCGUGCCCGCUGAUGCCGCCCCUUCCUCCCAGUGACAAUUGUGUAUCCCGUCCCGUCGUCCCCCUGCUCCCUGAGGGCCAAACGGCAUCUCACUCAGGCUGGUGUCAUUUCAAGACAGGACCAAAGCCUGUGUGAGCCUUUUUAUUUUAAGCAAAAUGGUGCUUCUUUUCCGUACUUGGAGAUAUUAUGUAUAAAUAGUGUAAAUGACAUCUUUUCGUAUGGGCCUGUUUGAGUAUUGCUUUACAGAGCUCCCUAAAUCUGCUGGAACAAUCUUGGGCUCUGGCUCCUGACUCUGCGUGGAGACCUUGCUGGAAGCCCUCAGAGAGCAGCGGGGGACAAGCAGAGGAAGCCACUGGGACAAGGGUUUGAUUUAGAGCCAGGUCUGGAUCACGCAGUAUUCGCCAGUUUGUCACUACCAUGAGUGGUCUCUUCACAGUUCUUCUACGGUCCAGAAUGUCCUGACGCAGUCUGUGUUAGCAAAUUGAAAUGCCCUCUCCCCUUCGGUAGCAUCCCAGUGUCCAUUUUUCUCUGGGGAUUAUUUCUGUGCAGAGCCCUUGCCACGGGAGGGGGUCUUUCCCUGAGCCCGAGGGGUUGCAGGUGGAUGGAGGAGGAGCUGCCUCCAAGAGGGGGCCCUGCGGUCUGGGCGUGGCCAGGGCCUGCCCCCUUCCUGCUUUCUCCCUUGGAACUUGUGCUGGUGGUCCUCCGGCAGGUCCUGGCUUGAAGCCAUCCUGCCCUCCUUGCCCUCCCUGAGGCCACUUGGCAGAAUAGUAACCAUGUAAUCCCUGCUGGGCCCGGCGCCACUCAUCCCUGUGUUGCUCAGUCUGGUCCUGCUGGAAGAGGCUUGCUUGAACUCUUUGGUAUUAAGGAUUUUAAUCGGCAGCAGGCCUUUGGCAGGUGGCAUCAGCUCUUUUGAAA
This is a messenger RNA of Sus scrofa (pig), 4107 nucleotides long. RefSeq names its product ubiquitin family domain containing 1 (gene UBFD1). The record is from RefSeq and is a predicted model, not a curated record. NCBI's taxonomy places the organism in Eukaryota, Metazoa, Chordata, Mammalia, Artiodactyla, Suidae. Gene Ontology annotation, molecular function: RNA binding; cadherin binding.